This is a messenger RNA of Haliotis rufescens (red abalone), 4114 nucleotides long. RefSeq lists its product as uncharacterized. The record is from RefSeq and is a predicted model, not a curated record. The transcript is spliced from 6 exons. NCBI's taxonomy places the organism in Eukaryota, Metazoa, Mollusca, Gastropoda, Lepetellida, Haliotidae. Bases 1432 to 2490 code for a protein of 352 amino acids.
GGAGGGUGUGAGAGGACAUAUGGUAACAGGAUUACCUCACCUGUGCAGAUCAAAGGGUAUACAUACUUACCUGUGUACUUACCUUGUAUGCUUACAUACAUGAUCAGGCCGGCUGCAUAACACCCAGGGAGAUUUAUAUCGGCAGCACCAUGCUCACCGUGUCUCCGGGCAGUGAUGAAGUGACAGCAUUGUUGCAGACGUGUGUAUUGUAGAGCAGACGCCACUCUGGUGGAGCAGACGACAGUCAAUACUUUCCCUCUCACCGAUCUCAGGGCAGACGGACAGUUGGGGGAUUAUGUCAGUGAGACUUUCCCCAGACGUCCAGGUGGACUUGACUUGAGAAACUUAACAAUGAUGGAUUGGCAGAAAGAUGCUUGUGAUCGGCUACCAUGGAGUGGGAGCGGCUCAGUCUGUGUACAAUGUCAGGAGUGAGCUGUGUGUGGGGUGCUGUGUGUCGAGGAUUCAUGGAAUAAUGUUUUGAAGAUGUAUCAGAGUUGGAAGAAUGUGCUGCUCCUUCCUGGAGGACAAGUAGAUCUGAAGGACAAAUUUCUAAUUUCUAUGAUUGAGGAUUGAAGUGAUCCUGCAAGAUGUGUUUUCGUUGUUUCUUGCUUGCAUGAAGCACUGUCAACACUAUGUGUUUCUUGGAGGAGGAAGUCUGAAGAAGAAAUUCUAGUGCUCUGUUCUGAUGAAGUUUCAUAUUUGGAACAAAACAUUUUCCAUAUGUGAAUGCCUUGGAUUCCAAGUGGAAGGGGGUUCUUGUGAUUCAUGACUGUUGAUUGUUGGGUUUGCUCAUGAACUAUUGUGUUUGUGACUGACACGACUUUAUCUCAAACAUGAGGAAAUGUGGAGCUGUGUUCGGAUAUUUCAAUAUCAAACAUCUUAAAAGAAUCUGAAGGGAAUGUGAUACAUCUCUUUAUCAUUUGCCUUGGUCUCUAGUGUAGACCUGAACACAGUGUAAAUAUUCUGGCUUCCUCUUGGGGGAAUGGAAGAAGAAAACUUGAAGCGGCUUCAGUGUGUAUUCUUUGCUGACUGAAGGUUCUGGAAUAAACUUUGAAUGCACAGUAUGCAUGGUGCCUGAAGCUGGAGCUGUUUGAGCAAGUUCUGGGGUGUCCACUAUGAGAAUUAUUCCAACAAAUAUGGGUGAUAAAGAUAAAGAUGGACGCUGUGAGAGAAAUGAAAAUAUUAAUUUGUGCCGGUAGUGGAAUGUUCUUGACAUUUUUUUCUUGUGGAUAUCAGAUGUUAGACUUUACUUCCAGACCCAGUUUCUAACAUCUGAGUGUUCGAUGGAGGUUCUGAAAUGUCGAUUUGAUUAAUUGUGAUUCUGGCGUAAGAUUGUCUACGCCUUCUGUUGAGAUGGAUUUUCGCUGCUUUUUCUGAAACUGUUUUCCAAGCUUUGUGAGUAUAGGAUUGUGAACACUUGGUCUUGAAUCCAUGACACUCAACUUGAUAAACCUCUACAUGACGAUGGAGAGAUACACUCGAACUUCAAGCAGCCGCUGUGCUUCGGGACGGUCCAUCCUUCUCGACAUUGAUGACGCUCUCGAACGUUUGUCAAACCACUCAAGCCCCAUCAACAGAAUGCAUGUGACUGUGAAACGUAGCAGCACUGCCAUACCCGAGAUGGCUCCAAACUCUGUGUACAGUCAGUUGGGAGUUAUCUCCCCCUUCCCAGUCAGGGGGCUUCCUCUACCAGUGCUACAGGGGAAGUUCGUAAGCAGUAAGAGUAAAACGCUGAGUGCUAUGAACCAUGUGACCCCGGGUCGGCUCCAGCGGAGUAAGACGAUUCUCUCCACCCCGUGUCGGCACUGUGUCGCCUGCACAGUCAAACAUUUACGCAAUUUUAACAAGCUCCAGUCCGGUGUGGGGAUCCGUAUUGAGGAUGGGAUGGUAUAUGGGAUGAAGAGGUCCAAGUCUGAUCUUCACCUCUACGAUGACUCCAUGCGACCUGGCACUAUGUCGCUGUUGACAGGGGAGAGAGCCCCAGUGUUCAUGAUGGGAGCUCAGGAACCCAGAGAAGAUGUAGUUGGGGGCAACAAAGAGGAGGUUUUGUUACCAAUGGCAACACUCACAAAGAAAGGUCUCAUCAAGUUAACCUCCCUGGACCAGGAGCUGCCAGAUCAAGAAUUUAUGUCUAUGAAGAAACAUGAAACUGCACCGAAGAAGACUGCACAGAAGGGACUGAUCAAGCGCAAGGACAUGCGAGAUCAAAUACGGGCAGGGGCACAGAUGUUGGAGGAGGAGAGGAGGAAGACCCAGGACGAGGAGGAGGAUGACGGGGAGGUGCGUUUGGAGGACUACACCAUUGGGGACCUGCAGACAGCUCUUGACAUGGUGCAGGAGAAUCCUGACUCCCCUGUGCUGCUGGAUGUGGAGGAGGAGAGAAGUGAGGGCGGCGGCCAGGGCCGGUCCCCCAAACCUCCCAAGCAGCCUCUCGUCACGGAGAGCAUCAAGCAGCAGACAUUCCAACUCCCCAUCCUCGGCAAGAAAUGAUCCUUACCACAGGGACAUCUCAAAGCUUGGCCAGCUACCUCUGUGUUUGUUUGAGGAUAGCAGUUAAUGCUACUGAACAUUUGAACUGCUGGUGCGGUGUCUUCCACAGGACUGACUACCUUGUGAGAUCUCAAUUGCUUUUUGAUGGAUGAAGAUCCUGAGUGUAGAAUCAUUCAAAAGGGGCAUCUUGAAGUAGAUACUACUUGUUGAAGACAUUGAGUAUGUGGAGGAGAGACUUGCCUGCAUUUCUAUGAAUAUCAUAUUCUAUACUUACCAUUUUUUUUCCAGUUUCAGGCUAAACGUUGAAUUCAUUUUCACAGUAAUAACACGUACAUCAUGUACAACUUGUCAUUUCAUGAAGGGUUUCAAAUAUGUCACUAAAAUUUGAAAAAUUAUGUUUUUGUAAGAACAUUGUCUCAGUACAUUGAAUGAACUUUGAUCUCUUUUUUAAGUUUAUGUAAAUGUGCUGAUAUUUAUUUAUUCAUACAUGUAUGUCUGGUUUUUGUGUGUUUUGUAAUAAUUAAUAUCCAGUAACCAUGGUGACAGGUGCUACUUGUGUGCAAUUUGUAGAUAGUCGUCUUGAAGAAGUACAGUCCGUUCAGUGUGUUAUCAAAGUUGAAUUCCAGCUGGCUUUAUUGUAUAAUUUAUCUUCAGAUUUUGUUUUCCUGUUUAUAGCUUUGUAUUCCUUGUUGGUUAAGGUUUUGUUAAUAUUCUUCCAUUGUAAUGGAUACUUUACAGACAAGAGUUAUGUCCCUUAGAGUAUCCAACAUGUCAGCCAUUGUUAAUUUCUUAGGUUUGGUUUUGCUGAGUUUGUUUCUUUUCAAUUUAUUAAAUGAUGGGAUCAAUAUUUGUAAAAAUAUCUUGUUAAACAGCUCAAAUAGUUAAAACAUGAGACUUGCAGUACAAUCAACCUAUAUGAUAUAAAUACUAGCAUACUGUAUUCUACAUAAUUAACGUCAUGUGUCAAUUAUGGAUUCCCACUGCAUAUUUGUAACUUAAAAUUUCCUCUAAAAUGUUAACAGGUACAGAAUUCAUUUCUGUUUGUAUUUUCUGCUAGCGUGUAUACAGUAGUACUUUAUUUGUAAGCUUAACCUGUCCGUGAUGAAGUGGAGGUGUUUAGCUUGAAUAAUUACCCAGCCUUGAGAACUUGGUCCUUGGUGGUUGAUUAUACCAGCCAUACAGUAUCUGAAUAGAUUGAGAGGUUCACAUUUGUCAGUAGAAUGUGCUGCUGAGUAAUAAGUUGUAAAAUUUCUUGUUGAUAUUUUGAACACUAUUUUUAAUAUAACCAGAGACCAUGUCGGUAUAUGGUUUCUGAUAUAACUCAAAGGAUAUUGUCCUAAAAUGAAAUUGAUGUUGACAGAAUACUUUGUUGUAUAUAUGAUAAACAUAUUCAUGGAUGCUUGCCAUGUUAUUCAUCAAGAUGUUCAUGUCAUAUGUCUGGCUAUUGAGGAUGUAUUUAAUUAUUGCUGUGUUGGUAAUUGUGUGAUCAUCAUGUUAUUGUGAUUAUAGUACCAGUAUUUGCUUGUCUUGUGUGAACUAUUACCAAUGUACAUCCAGAUAAUGUAUUUAUUACCUUGUGUCAUUGAAUGGGAAAGGAUUAAAUAUCAAAGCUACAACAAAAUAU